AUGAUGAUAUCGCGAAUGAUGACGAUAAGACAAGCGAUUGCUGUGGGUGUUCUGUUGCACUUGGUUGGAGCUGCUUUUGCUUUUACCUCUGGUAGGAACCCGACUUCUUUGAGGCCCCUCCAAUACCUGCACCAGUGGCGACGACAGAGUACUAGUAUCUUGGAGACAUGGGACGAUCGUAGAAGCAUCAGAAGCACUUCCCAGUCAUCACUUUUGCAACUUGGAAUGCAACGAAGUGACAAGACUGCUGCCAUGGCACCAACAUCUGUCAAACCAGCCUUGACGUCAUCCAGUGCACUACAAGCUGCCUCCUUAUCACCCUUGGAAGACUGGUGUGCGCAUGAAGUCGAGGCUUGGUAUCAAAAAGCCGUGGCUGUAAAGUGUCCUUUCUUCAAACGACGAUUUGUGGAUUUGCUAGAUGGCGUCGACAUGGUCCUCAAGUUUCUCGUCAUUCGCCACAAGACGCUAUUUGGUCCACCGCCGGGCCAUCGCAGCAAGUUUUCAUCGGAAGACAAGAUGCGACAUUUAACUUUGGAGCAACGACUCGCCGCCAUUGGGGCCGACUGGAAAUUGGAUACCCACAAGGGAUACUACAUUACGGGACAACUCAACACGACACUCUUUCGAGAUGAUUGCUGGUUUGAUGGACCCGAUCCAGAUAUGCCCGUACAGGGAUUGCGCAAGUACUUGAAUGCCGCAUCACAGCUAUUUGAUAGACGGCAAAGUCAAGCCGAGUUGCUGUCGUUGGAGAUUAUAGACGAACGCACCAUCCUGGCCCAGUGGCGCAUGAAUGGGGUCUUGCGAUUGCCCUGGAAGCCAAUGUUGCCAGAAUGGACCGGGAGUACCACCUAUCACUUUGAUGAAGAAGGAUUAAUCUACCGACAUGACGAAGACUGGGACAUGUCCGUGUGGCAAGCCUUUAUGAAAACAUUUGCUCCUGAUAUGGCCGACAAAAUUUGGGACGAAAAGGAAACUUUGGUCGGGGAGACAAAUUCGCUGCAGUAG
Seminavis robusta is the source of this 1005-nucleotide messenger RNA. Lineage: Eukaryota; Bacillariophyta; Bacillariophyceae; Naviculales; Naviculaceae. The record is from the annotation of a GenBank genome assembly.